Molecule: messenger RNA, 360 nt
Organism: Lichtheimia ornata
Lineage: Eukaryota; Fungi; Mucoromycota; Mucoromycetes; Mucorales; Lichtheimiaceae
Exons: 1
Coding region: 1-360 (119 amino acids)
Source: RefSeq, a predicted model, not a curated record
AUGGUGUCUACCAUCAAGGAAUAUCCCGCUUCACGUUCCACAACAACCACCUCUGCUAUUGCUGUCACCAAAGUUAGCCGGGACAACUCAGAGCUUAUUGGCGAUCCAAAACAUCCACUACCACCAUUGAAACGACUAUUGCACCUUACCACUGGAAACGUUUUGGAAGCUACGAAUGCCACAUGGGUCUCGUACCAUUUGGUGGCGUAUUCUCCACCAUCAUCUAUCGACAACUCAACACCUUCAUCGACUCAUGCCAGUGAAACAUCCCACCCCCGAUUUGUCAGCUUUGCUUUGGUGAAGUGGAAACCUCUCGCCAUAUGUUUUUGGACUAUUAUUCAAACGAGUAUUCUGGAUUGA